This is a messenger RNA of Seriola dumerili (greater amberjack), 2674 nucleotides long. It is a transcript of the gene frrs1l, whose product is annotated as ferric chelate reductase 1 like. Gene Ontology annotation, biological process: regulation of glutamate receptor signaling pathway. The record is from RefSeq and is a predicted model, not a curated record. Lineage: Eukaryota; Metazoa; Chordata; Actinopteri; Carangiformes; Carangidae. Bases 329 to 1177 code for a protein of 282 amino acids. The transcript has 5 exons.
GAAAAAUACGUUAAGAUUAAUGAGCACUAGUGGCCUAGCCAUCUAGAUUCGGAUUUCAAAGAGGAUUAUGGGCGUGUAUCUGAAUUAGAUGGUAAGAUUACGAAUCUGGGUAAUUUAAAGUAGGAUUAGCGUCUUAAUCGCACGGUCCGCGGCGCUGAAUCCCCCCGCAUCCCUGCGAAUAAACAGCCAAACAGACAAUUAGGAUGCGGAGAUGAUUUUUGUGACGCUGCGAUGGCUACCUGCGGGGAUACCGAAAUGAAAAGCACAAUAAGGAUCCGGUUUGGUUUCACGAUGGUUUAGUAUAUUGGUGCUUUCUGAUUUAUUGGCCAUGAUUUUCCUGCGGAGGCUCGUGCAGCUGGUGGUGCUGCUGAUCCAGAGCGGAUGGUGGGGGGUCGCGCCGAGCCCCACCGAUGAAGGAGCACUCCGGGCAGGCCACGGGGAGCACGGAGAGCCGGGACACCAGGAGCCACACAAGGACUCCUACAGCACUUUUGCUUCUGAGUUCCUGGAGUCCAGAUAUCUGUCCGAUGAUGGUUAUCCGUUCCCCACCGCCCCACCAGUGGAUCCCUUUGCCAAGAUCAAAGUCAGCGACUGUGGAGUAACCAAAGGCUGCAUAAGGUAUGGGAAGCCAGGUUGUGAUGCAGAGACAUGUGACUACUUUCUGAGUUAUCGUCGCAUUGGUACAGACGUGGAGUAUGAGAUGAGCGCAGACACUGACGGUUGGGUGGCUGUAGGUUUCUCCUCUGACAAGAAAAUGGGAGGAGAUGAUGUCAUGGGCUGUGUCCAUGAUGACAAUGGUCGUGUGCGGAUCCAUCACUUCUACAACGUUGGUCAGUGGGCCAAGGAGAUCAAGAGGAACCCAGCCAGAGAUGAGGAGGGCAUUUUUGAGAACAAUCGGGUGACCUGCCGUUUCAAGCGUCCGCUGUAUGUCCCCAGAGAGGAAACGCUUGUGGACUUACACCUGUCAUGGUAUUACCUGUUUGCAUGGGGUCCUGCCAUUCAAGGUUCCAUCACAAGGCAUGACAUUGACAGUCCGCCAGUCAGUGACCACAUGAUCAGUAUCUAUAAGUACGAGGACAUCUUCAUGCCUUCCACAGCUUACCAGACCUUCAACUCUCCCCUCUGCUUACUGCUCAUUGUAGCUCUCACCUUCUACCUACUAAUGGGAACGCCAUAAUGAAGCACAGCAGAGCACAGACUGGAGAAAAAAGGGAAGAGAAGAUGAAGCAGCAAUAAAAGAAAGUUGCCAUUUUCAUUAGAUGCCACAUUCAAGUGUUCACUUUGCACAAAUAGACCCAGUGUUAGAUAUAUGAAACAUUAUAGAGAAUAUAUAUUCAUUACUCUGAACUCAUACAGAGGAUCUUGACAAAUUAUUAAACCUAUACUGUAGAGGUGUUAUGUACUGGUGUCAGUACAAAACAAGAGGUCUAAUAAGAGUAGUGUUAUAUUAUAAAUAGGCCAAUUAUUUUCAGUAUUUAUUAUAACUUCCAAGUAUUUAACAAAAUAUGAAGAGUACACAUGCCAAUAAAUAAAUCACAAAUCUUUGAAAAUGUUGCAUGCACUUGAAAAUCUGGGAAUGAUUUCAAAAAUCCACUGUUCACUGGUGAUGAGAAGACAGUGGCCUCAUGUUGAACUUGGCUAAAACACAAAAGUUUUCUGAGGACAAAAGAAACCACACAGCUCACAACCGUUUGCACACACUCUUCCUGUCCCUUUACACAUGCUUAAAAGGAAAAAAGACGGUAUAUUUAGUGGUUUGCACUAUCAAAAUAUAGUUUCCAAGGUUUGAGGCACUGCCUACUGUAUAAGCAUUUACCAUGUAAAAGAUUUUCAUUAACAUUUUUUUUUUUUUUGGCUCAUCUUAUUUUUCCACAAUUUCCGUUAGCAGCUCUUCCCCCAUCUUUCACCACAGUGGCUGUUGGGUUUGUUUAUCAGUACUGUGGCACUGUGACUGUGUAACAGAGAGAGACUGCUACAUGACUUCUUGUUGCCUACGUGUGCAACAACACACUGAACAAGAACAAACUGUGGAUUCAAGAACAUUUUUCCUUGGGCAUGGACUAAUUUUUUCCCCACAUUGUUAAUGUAGCCUUUUGAUCUGUAUAAAAAAUGACUGGAUAUGUUAAAAUGCCUCCCACUGAAACAAUCUGCCAUGAUUGUGUUUAUUAUCAAUAAACAUUUUAAGAAAAUACAAUACAGCAUAUUCAAGAAAAUACAAAUAGCCAAAUAAAGCCAUUGGACAUAUUUUUAGUAGAAUUAUAAGGAUAUUCAGGACUGUAGCUAAUACUGAGACACUGAUGUCAUGUCCCUCGUAUAUUUUGGUAGAAGUCAGGUGAGGGAAAUAGUCUUCCAGGUUAACAAUCAGUGACUACCUCAACUUACAUUUGAAAAAAAAACAAAAUUUUGAAAAUAUAAAAAAAAAGCCCCAAAUCAAAAUUUUGGUCUUACCCCCAACAGAAACCUUUUUGGUGUAGUUGAGAGAAAGAAUACAUCAGUGUUGUUUUUAGGGACCUGCCUUCUCUGUUUCCAUGCAUAACAUGUAUAAAUAAGGACCAUUUAUAGAUCAAAUAGUAGCUGUAACCAAAAGCUUCUAACUACACUGGAUCAAUACGCCUUACUUUAAGUACUGGUUAUGGCCCUUGUUAUUCAUUUUUUCCCCGACGUUGUCAAUGUG